AUGCCAGCUAACACCGAGCUUCAUUCCGCCAAUUAUGAUGGAGAAAAUGAUUUCAGCGGCAGCAGUGAAGACAAUGAGAACGAUGUUGAUAAUGGAUACAACGUUAGGUGGUCGUUGCAUGUGCAACCUUCUCCAGCAAUAAAUUUUGUCAGCGAUUCUGUUUCGGUUGAGCCCUUCACAGCAUCAGAAAUUGAUGAUGACGUACAGAUUUUGACUGCGGCGGAGGCUGCGGCAGCUGCUCAGAACGCAGUGGACGAGCAAAAAAUUUCACGCAGACGCAAACGCAAGCGCUCAAUCGUGAAUACAAAAGUCCAGCCGACGGAGUGCACGAUCUGCUGCGAUGACUGCACAAUAACUGGAAAUCAUCGUCUUGUGGCGCUUAAAUGCGGCCACUUGUUUGGUAAGCAUUGCAUCGAACGGUGGAUCUGUGAGAAGCACACGUGUCCCAUCUGCAACGCUUGCAUAAAUCAAACGGACAUCUUUUUUUUAUUUUUGAAUCACGUAGCGGUCGUGGACAACUCGGCAAUAGAAGACAUGACUCAGAAAUUUAACCAGGAAAAGGUGAAUACAAGCAAAUUGGAAAUGGAUGUCGCAUUCCUUCGACAAAAGUUGCGGAGAAAGAAGGAAAAGGUUCAGCAACUGUAUGCGGACUUGACAAAAUUGAGAAAAAAAUAUGCGGAGAUGCGCGAGCAACAGAGAUGUAUGGAGGCAUUUGAUUAUCAAUUUAUCCAGUCCCAAUCAACAUAUAAUGCGAGCGUUGAUGGCUCACCAAUACCUUGUAGAGACUUGAAGCGAUCGGAAGUUGCUUGCAUAGAUCGCCAAAGCUGCUCGCACCCUUCUAUUGUCUCUACGUCCCAGCUACCAUCCAAAAUUGGCAACUUGUCAUUUUCUGCAGCAGUCUACAAAUACAAACAUCUAUGGGCUGUGUCUCUACUAGGUGCACGCGUUCAUAGCAUUGCCCGAUCGUGUAGAUUCGUGUGCGUUGGUGAUAAACAACCACAAGGCUCUCAUGGGCUUUUAAUUUUGAGCUGUCAGAACCCAGCACGAGGAGAACGCCUUGCUGUUCACAAUUCAGAAGUGCGUGACAUUUGCAUUCAUUCAUCGGAAGCGUUUGCACUUACGGUGGCAUUCGAUGGUAAAAUGGCAAUGACAUGUCUAAACGAUCAAAAGGUGGUGCUUCAAAUAAUGCUUCCUAACGGAAGACGACAAGGCUGGUCGUGCACAUUUAGUGCAUCCGAUCCUUAUGCAAUGUAUUGUGGCUUUCAAGAUGGGAGUGUGGCCAAGUACGACUAUCGAAAGCCAAAUGCAGGCAACCACGGCAUCGUUGAAAGCUUUUUGCUACCAGAACGGCAGCCUGUACAUUCAAUUAAGCUAUAUAAAUCAUCUGAGGGUAUGGAAGGACUUGCAGCGGCUACGUUUCGCGGAUUAUCAAUUUGGAAAAAUGUUGAGGCGAGUCCAAAUACUUCUGUUGGAGCGACACCAUUUGCACACGUACCUACUGAUCAAGCUUGUUUUUCGCUCGCGUCCGAUCAAUUACACUCCCAGAAAGUUGUGCUCUCAGAACGUUCUAUGCCAACAAAGCACAGUGUGUUCGACUUACAUUCCAUCGAGAUUGGGAGGCGUGCACCAAAUUUUGAGUUUGCUGGACACAAGGCUUCAUCUGUUUUAUCUCGUUCGGCAAUAUGGUCCGAAGCUGACGGCACUUCAAUUGUAUCCUCGUGGUCUCAGGAUGUCGGAAGCGUGACGUUUUGGGACGUUGCCAAUCAUCGUGAGGUAGAUGGUCCAGAUCCGAAGACCUCGAGCAGGGCGAGCACUGCCACGCCUGUUGUGGAUAUCCAACACGCUGUAGCCAGGGAUAGUUGGAUUGAUGGGACGGCACUUCUUGGUACGAUGACAGCUCGGCAGCUAUGCAUUUGUCGUUUAGGUGCGAACUUGUGA
This is a messenger RNA of Plasmopara halstedii, 1938 nucleotides long. RefSeq names its product RING-finger-containing E3 ubiquitin ligase. The record is from RefSeq and is a predicted model, not a curated record. Gene Ontology annotation, molecular function: ubiquitin protein ligase activity; protein binding. Lineage: Eukaryota; Oomycota; Peronosporomycetes; Peronosporales; Peronosporaceae. The transcript has a single exon. Gene Ontology annotation, cellular component: nucleus. Gene Ontology annotation, biological process: protein ubiquitination; interstrand cross-link repair. Bases 1 to 1938 code for a protein of 645 amino acids.